This is a messenger RNA of Halichondria panicea, 1549 nucleotides long. Its product is annotated as leucine-rich repeat flightless-interacting protein 2-like. NCBI's taxonomy places the organism in Eukaryota, Metazoa, Porifera, Demospongiae, Suberitida, Halichondriidae. The record is from RefSeq and is a predicted model, not a curated record. Bases 202 to 1371 code for a protein of 389 amino acids. Gene Ontology annotation, biological process: regulation of DNA-templated transcription. The transcript has 12 exons.
GAGAUUUACAUUGUUUAUACAUCUCGUGCGCGCUGAACUAGUAAAAAUGGUGGCGUAAUUUAUGCUAGUCUGAAUUUUCAGUGAAUACUCUUUACUUACGAAACAAGAGAGCCCUUCACAAAGCCGACCAGUGCGAGGCACUUUAGAGAGUGGAAAAGUUGAAUCAUCUCCACAUAUCACACACCCUCACACCCUCACAAGAUGAGCUCCUCCCCUCAACGAUCGAUAUCCACUAGUGGCACUUCGAGCACCAAUGUCACAUCGCCACGACGAUCAGUCUCAUCAUCAGGUCAAAGUACGUUGCCACGUAGUCGAAGUAGUACGCUAAAGAAAAAGAAAGACCUAAGUGUGGAUGAAGGAACUGCUCUCAACGAUAUGCACAAAAAAGCCAACAAACAGUUUGAGGAUGAGAGACGGCGUGAAUCGGAGGCCAAGACAAUAUACGAGCAGAAGAUGAAGGAAGAUCAGGACAAGUUCUCAGAUGAAGAGAAUGAAACCCACACCAGAAAUAAGUACAAGGAUUCAAGUGCUGGCCUAGGAGGGAAAAAGUCACAUCGGGCAUCCACCGACAGAGAGGGAAGCACGGGUAGUCCUAGUUUAUCAAAUGGUCUGGACGCUAUUCGACUGUGGCAGGAGAAGUAUCACGAUGCUGACAGUAAGUACAGAGACUCCAUGCUGGCCAAUGCUCAGCUCUACAAUGAGAAGACUGCUCUUGUGUAUCAAGUGGAGGUGCUUAAAGACAGACUGGAGGACUUGAGACAGGAUCUAAUGGAAGUCACUGCAGACCUUCAGAGAGAACAAUCUACUGUUCAUCACCAACGUCACCACGGUGAAGCACAAGCCUCAGAUAUUGAGAGCCUCAAGAGACAGAUAGACCACAGAGACCAAUUCCUAGAGAGGGCAGGUCUCCACAUACCAACUGAUGAAGCUGAUGAAGAAGAGCAGCUGAGAAAAAGGCCAGAGCUAGACCCAGAGGAGAGAGAAGAGUUACAGAAAGAGAUACAAGAGCUGAAGGAUGAGAUUGCCUCCAUGAAGAGUGGGUCAGUGCUGGGCGACCAAACACCAAAGGACAUAGUCCAGGUGAGCACGAGAAUGGUGAGCGAGUACAAGACCAAGCUACAGAUAUCAGACGCAGAGAAAUCACGACUGGAGGGAACAGCAACCCGUCUUACAAGUCAGGUGACCCGCUACAAGGGUCAAGUGAAGGAGUUGGAGGAGAGAGAAGACGAGCUCAUGAAGGAGAAGAGGAAGCAAGCUAAAGAAAUUCGUAGUCUACAAUCAGAUAAUGAAGACCAGAAAACUGAAAUAGAUUUACUCAAAAGGAGAAUAGAAGCACUUCGCAAGAGAAAAGACUAUUCCUUAGACUCAUGAUGUAAUCAUUUGAUGUCAUAAAUUAUGACUCAUAAUUAUAGCUAGCGAGGGUCUCUUAGAGACAAAUAAACCUCCUCAUUUUUAGCUAGUGUGUUUUACUCAGUCUCUGUGAGAUUCGUAUUCUGUUGUUCGGUCGGGGAGAUUAAUAUCUUAUUCUGCAUCAAAAUAAUUAUUAAUG